AUGGCACCACUCGGCCCUCCACUCACAGAACAAGAGACCCAACUGAUCGAGGCCUACCAACGGAUCCUGAACGACCCUUUUGAGGACAAGUACGAGGACAGAUGGCAGGACGAACCAUUCGACAGGGCGAUCGAGGAAUUCAAGGCCAGGGCACUCGAAAUCGGAUUUGCCGAACCCCUCGAUCUCCUCAAGCGGUUCCGCGUCGAGUCCUACGACGCUGUCCGACAACAGCACAAACAGGGACCCCCGCCCUGUUUCCGUCCAGGGUGGAAGAGUGAUCUCUUGGGACAGCUGAUCGAUCCCGUCGCCCUUGUCGCCAAAUGUCAUUAUGUCUCGGGACCCAAGUUCACGGGCGAAGGGAGAGUCAUCGUGCUGGAUUUCUGGGCUUCAUGGUGUGACCCUUGUAUUCAGGCAGGACCGGAACUAUCAGAUCUUGCGGACGAAUUCGAAGGCCGGAUUUCGGUUGUGGGCAUCAACAACGAGAGUAUCUUUGGAGAGACAAAUCCAGGAAAUGUGGACAAGUUGAACGAGUUUUUGGACGACCACCGGGAAGGAUUCCGAUACACCAUCUACAUCGACAACGACGAGGGCCAUGCAAAAGAAACUGUUUACAACCCAGGAGGAUAUCGUGGUAUCCCUUGCGUGAUACUGCUGGUGGACGGCAUUGUCACUUAUGUGGGCACGCCGCAGGAGAACUUCAGACCCGUUCUCGAGCAGACAUUAGACUUUCUCGAAACCGGAGCGCGUCGGGAAGAGUAA
Messenger RNA from Linnemannia hyalina, 759 nucleotides. NCBI's taxonomy places the organism in Eukaryota, Fungi, Mortierellomycota, Mortierellomycetes, Mortierellales, Mortierellaceae. The record is from the annotation of a GenBank genome assembly.